AGAUCCUUCUGUUACCAAAGCGAGGUCAAAAUGGCGGCCUUCUGCAUGUGAAGAGGACAUAGCGGAUGCCGGUUUUGUGUUUGAGGAAUAUGUAUAAAACACCAUGUAGCCGACUCACAGGUCUGCUGGGGACCACUGUGAAUAAGCAGCUAUCGGCGCGUGCAGCUAAAUGUCCCCUGAGUUCCCGCGGCCUGACACAGCUCCGUAGCACGCACCCUAAAGAAUGGCUUACAUUCCAACAGCUACGCUUCCUCAAGCGACAGUAUGUGGUGCGGCACAGCGGAGCGCUCGGCCAGCGCCCCCGUCCCAAACAGGAGCCCGUCUCCGCCGCGCUGGAGGACCGAGGCGACGUCAUGCUGCAGCAGGUCCAGCAGAUCCCCACCAUCAAGUCCGUCGCAGGCCUGGCGGUACCGGCCCCGGGCGCCAAGCCCCCACCGGACCUCAGCAACGAGCCCGAAGCGGACCGUCUGGCCCGCAUCGAGGCCCGGCAGUGGAAGGAGCUGAAGGUGGACUACUCGGAGCUGCCGGAUGUCUACGCACGCCUGUCCAAGAUCAACCUCACAGCGUUGGUCGUCACCACGGCAGCGGCUGGCUUUGCCAUGGCUCCCGUGCCCUUUGACCCCUACCUGUUCCUGUACGCAUCGCUGGGAACGGGCCUGUGCUCCUGCACCGCCAACUCCAUCAACCAGUAUUUCGAGGUGCCAUUUGACUCCAACAUGAAUCGCACAAAAAACAGACCGCUGGUCAGGGGUCAGAUCAGUCCCCUGCAUGCGGUCUCCUUCGCCUUGGCCUGCGGUAUUCCAGGUGUGGCUCUGUUGACCCUGGCGGUGAAUCCCCUGACCGGCCUGUUGGGGGCGCUCAACAUCGUCCUGUACACCAGUUGCUACACCCCCCUGAAGCGGCUCAGCAUCACCAACACAUGGAUGGGGGCUGUGGUGGGGGCCAUCCCCCCAAUCAUGGGCUGGACCGCAGCUACGGGGUCACUAGAUGCAGGUGCGCUCUUGAUGGGUGGCCUCCUGUACAGCUGGCAGUUCCCCCACUUCAACGCGCUGAGCUGGAACCUUCGUGAGGACUACUCGCGCGGCGGCUACCGCAUGAUGUCCGUCACGCACCCGGACAUGUGCCGCCGCGUGGCACUGCGCCACAGCCUUGGCCUGAUCGGGCUUUCCUCACUGGCGCCCGUGGUGGGCAUCACCACCUGGACCUUCCCGCUGGUGUCGCUGCCCAUCAACCUGUACAUCAGCUAUCUCGCCUUCCGCUUUUACCGUAACGCCGACCGGCAGAACGCCCGCAAGCUCUUCUUCUGCAGCCUCUGGCACCUGCCCAUGCUGCUGCUGCUCGCGCUCACCUGCAAGACCCGGCGCACCGAGCCUGAGGCGCUACCGGCCAGCUCCAGCCUUAGUGUACUGAGUUAACCCCCGCUGGCUUGGUUAGCGUUGGGAUGCUAGCUUUGUUAGCACUGGGACGUUAGCUUUGUUAGCACUGGGACGUUAGCUUUGUUAACGUUGACAUGCUAGCAUUGUUAGCGUUGGUGCGCUUGCUUUAUUAUUUUGGUGCGCUAGCUUUGUUGGCGUUGGGACGCUAGCUUUGUUGGCGUUGGGACGCUAGCUUUGUUGGCGUUGGUGCGCUAGCUUCGUUAGCGUUUGCAUUACCCCCACUCCCUCCAGUCACCUUGAUUGUCCGUAUUCUCCACUGUGUUCAUCCAGCUCUCAUUAGAUUGUGAGUUUGUUUGUUACUGAGUGUCUGGUCCUCCUACCAACCUUCCAACCUACCAUGCUAUAUGCUCCUUACCUUUACGGUUACGGUUCAAAGAUUGAGGAAGAUAAUGAGAUUGACAGGGGCCAUUUUUAGCCAUCACAGACUAUGAGUGAGUGUAAGACGAAAACAGAUAAAGUAAAUGAGGAAGGACUCAGACAGAGAGGCUGCAGAAAGUGUCCAAGUAUACAAAAACUUCAUUUAAGAGUCUCCCCCAAUAGCUUGUGAAGUAAUCAAUGCAAGGUGUGUGUGUGUGUGUGUGUAAAUAUUUCAGAUAAAUUAUUUAUGUAUAUUCCCUAAAUUUGCAUCAUGUUGUAAAUGGCUAAUGUACAGAACCACUUUUCUGUAAUGAUGCUUGAGAUGGGUGUCUCAUAACCCCAAAAUACUUGAGCCCAUAUGUAACUCAAGCACAUGAACUAUUCAGGUGAAAUGAACCUGACUCACAGUCAACAAAACAUCAGCAUUUCUGUUUCUGUAGAGUUGGGUCUUAAUAAUACUAAAUUAGUUUAUUUUCAGUUUCAGCUAUUUAUCAAUCCAUUUCUUUGGAAGGAUUACAAUGCAAACUGUGAUUGCGGUUCUUUUUUUUUUUUUUUCUUCUUCUUUUUUCAGAUCUACUGAACUGUAAACAAAUACCCAUAAUUCUUGAAUGUAGGCCAAUGGAAAUAAACUCUUAAUGGUUCUUAAUUCUGUUUUUGUUACACGCAGCUACCCAAACCACACGGGUUUGACCUCCACUCAGACCUCACUGUUCAGACCACAUGCCAGAGGACCUGGAAGGUCCUGGUACAAUAAAGGUCUUCUGAUUUA
Molecule: messenger RNA, 2562 nt
Organism: Clupea harengus (Atlantic herring)
Lineage: Eukaryota; Metazoa; Chordata; Actinopteri; Clupeiformes; Clupeidae
Gene: cox10
Product: cytochrome c oxidase assembly factor heme A:farnesyltransferase COX10
Biological process (GO): heme A biosynthetic process
Cellular component (GO): mitochondrion; membrane
Molecular function (GO): protoheme IX farnesyltransferase activity
Source: RefSeq, a predicted model, not a curated record